Molecule: messenger RNA, 972 nt
Organism: Pedinophyceae sp. YPF-701
Lineage: Eukaryota; Viridiplantae; Chlorophyta; Pedinophyceae
Source: the annotation of a GenBank genome assembly
AUGGCGGAUCGCCUCGCGUCCAUCUUUGGGACGGAGAAGGACCGCGUGAAUUGCCCGUUCUACCUCAAAAUCGGAGCCUGCCGCCAUGGAGACCGCUGCUCGCGUAUGCACAACGUGCCGUCGAUCAGCCAGAGCAUCCUCAUCCGGAACCUGUAUCAGAACCCCGUGCUCACCCAGCCGGCCGGACCCGACGGUUUGCCGCUCCCGAUCGACACGAACGAGAAGCUCGAAGACUUUGAGGACUUCUACGAGGACGUGUUCGAGGAGCUCGCCAAGUACGGCGAGGUCGAGGAGAUGAACGUCUGCGACAACCUCGGCGACCACCUCGUCGGGAACGUCUACGUCAAGUUCGGAGCGGAGGAGGAAGCCGCCGCGUGCUACCAGGCGCUCCAGGGCCGCUACUACAUGGGCCGCCUGCUCACCGUGGAGUACUCGCCCGUCACGGACUUCCGCCAGGCCACGUGCCGGCAGUACGAGGAGUCCAGUUGCCGCUUCGGCGGGUAUUGCAACUACUUGCAUUUGCUCCCGGUGGACCGUACGGUGCGCGCGCUGACGUUCGGGGCGCAGGCGGAGCGGCUGAAGCGCGAGGGCCGCGUGCGGCCGCGUCGCGCGGCCGCUGGGUUCCGCGACCGGGGCCCCAUGGGGCGUGGGCGGUCGCCGCCGCGCGGCGGGGGGUUCGGCGGAGGGUUCGGCGGGCCGGGCGCGGGGGCGGAGCGCGUCGGAGGAGCGCAGGGCGAUGUUUGCGCAGUGGAACCAGGAGCGGGGCCGGGAGGUGGGGGCGCUCCGCCGGGACCCCCGGGGCGCCGCCCGGGCCGCCGGGAGGGGGGUACGGCGGCGCGCCGCCGCCGCCCGCCGCCGCCGGGCGGGUUCCCAGGCGCGCCGCCGGGCCCGCCGCCGCCCGCAGCGGCGCCGAGCGCGUACCCGCCCGCGCCGCCCCCGCAGGGCAUGUACCAGCCACCGCCGCCGGCGUAG